Molecule: messenger RNA, 1530 nt
Organism: Acanthamoeba castellanii str. Neff
Lineage: Eukaryota; Discosea; Longamoebia; Acanthamoebidae
Exons: 7
Coding region: 1-1530 (509 amino acids)
Source: RefSeq, a predicted model, not a curated record
AUGAUGUCACCUUUUCCUGUCUACGGUCAGUCGUGGCCUUCGCCUGGCGGUACCACGUGGAGUGCAGAGAAUGCCCAGGGCGAGGAGUGUGUGCGCAUUUCGGUCACGGCCAAGGAGAAGCUCAAGUUCUGGCCCACAGAGGCGGUGGUGCAGUAUCGGCUGCGAGAGCAGGGUGCUCAUGCCAAGCCUCUGCUGGCCAAGCUGGAGGACCAAACGGAGCGCUUCCGGCUGGCCGUGGAGGCCAUCGACCUGGCCUUGGCUGGUCAGCCCCACGACGACGACGACAAACCACCCAGCAAGACGGGCGACAACGCGCGAGCGGCGGAGGAGACCCUUUUGCCCUCGGUGCCUCGCACGACCGGCUUUGCGUUUCAGACCAACGUCGGAAGGCCGCCUUGGGUCACCAACGUCCCACCUCCGCCUUGGGCGACUAACGCGCCGACGACGCCGACGCCGACGCGGACACCGACGCGGACACCAACGGCGACAAGUGACAACGGCGAUGCCGAUGAGGACCUUUACGGGCGGGGCAGCGGUGGUGGUGGCCGGUCAUACUUGGGCGGCUUUGCGACGACCGCGAGCGGCUCGUCUUCACCGCCUCAGUUCUCUCCGCCGGUGGUGGCGCGCAGUCAAUCGAAUCUUCUCUCCGCCGCCGGUGGUGGCGCCUUCGCCGCUUUGGAUCUCGAGAGGCCCGCGCCGAAGCGCCCUCUCUCGCUCAAGGAGCUGUGCGAGGGGCUGGUGGUGAGUGCGGUGGCGUUGGACAACGUAAUGGACGUGCUGAGUGCCGUCGGGCGACAUUCCGACGCGGUCAAGGAGCACUGCCUCAAGUUCAUCGGGCGCAACUUCAGUCGGGCGCGCAAGGUGGAGGAGAUCAGGGCAGCGCUCGAGGAGACCGUCGACGCACACUCGGAGUGGGGCGCGGCGGUGCGUCGCCACAUCGAAAACGCGCCCAGGGUACGGGUCGAGGCGGUGGUGCUGGGUCCGAAGGAGAAGGACAACAACUUGCCUGUCUACGGCCAGCCAACGGCGCAGACCCCCGGGUUCUCCGCGCACCGGGACUGCUACGUCGUCAUCCCGCUGCCGCGCGCCGCGACCGAGGCCGCUGGACCCACCGACGAUGCGGAGGCGGCCCUCGAAGCCAACCGACGAGUGACGGGUGUCAUCGAUUCGCUCCUCCGCCACUCCUUCCUCCCCCACCAGCUGCAGCUCGCCCAGAAUCACCUCUCGUUCAGCUAUUCCUCAUCCCAGACUGUGGUCAAGUUUGUAUCGCACGCCAAAACGGAACCGCUGCCCGCGGAAGUGAUGAAACGGCUCCGGGACAAGGCCCACAGCAUCGCACUCACCCAGGCCACGGCCCAAGGCCUGGGCACGUUGCGGCUGCGCAACACCAACGUGUUCGGACAUGUGCAACGCAAGGGACCCCCCAGCCCCAUGGAUAUCGUCGUCGGCCUCUCCUCCCCGGCCUACGCGCCCAUCGUCUACCAGGCGCAGCUGCAGGCCACGUUCGAGGUCAAGCCCACACAGCCAUGA